GUUCUUUCAGGGCAGCGCAAGCCACUGUUUCGCAUUCCAAUUUUUCUGCGUGCCGAAGUCACCGAAAAAUCGAGUGAAAAAGCUGCACUUGUCUUGGUGUCAGAAUGUCUCGCUUUUUCGCCGGUGGGUCGGAUUCCGAUUCCGAUAGCAGCUCGGAUAGUGAGCCAGUAAUUCGCGCGCAAGCGGCGCAGUUUACGUUCAGCGAUGAGGAAGAGGACGUCAAGCGUGUGGUUCGGUCGAAAAAGGAGAAGCGUUACGAGGACCUUACCAAUGUUCUCAAAAGCAUUCGGAACCAUAAGAAGAUCAAGGAUAUGGCGAGCGUGCUCUCCAGCUUUGAGGAAUUCAUGCGCGCAUACACCAAGGCCUUGCCAGUUGUGAUGAAGGAGGAGAAUGGCGUAACGCCCCGUGUCGUUGUGCGGGCACUAGCCGAAUUGGAAGACUUCAUCAGCGACACCUGGGACGAUAAGGACAGUCGUAAGAAUCUUUCGAAAAACAACAGCAAGGCGCUCGGUACUCUGAGGCAAAAGUUCCGUAAGUACAUCAAGGAUUUCGAAUCCGAUCUGAAACGUUUCCGCGAGGCGCCCGAAGAGUUUGCUGAGGAGGAGGAGGAAGAUGAUGAGCGCGACGAUGACAAGGAUUCCGAGAGUGAGGAGGAAAAGGAGCUGAGGGCACCGGUUUUGAAAGCGGUUUCAUUUAAGAAGGAGCCCGAGAAGGCAAAACCGGUGAAAGUCCACGACGAAUCGGAUUCGUCCGACUGGGGCAGCGAUUCUGAUUCGGAUAGUUCUUCGUCGGAUGAAGAUGCGAAGUACACAACCAUCCGUGAUCGGUUCCUGAAGAAACCCGAAAAGAUAACGGAGGAGGGAGCCGCUUUGCCCAGUGCGAGCGCGAGCGACGAACCCUUUAAAAAGGAGAAGAAAAAGAAAACCGCCGACUCGUUGAGCAAGAAGAGGAAACCGAAGCCGGAAGAACUGGACGAAAAUGAUGAUGAAGAAGAGGAGGGCUGGAAGGUAGUGAAUGGCACUCGUUCCGGAGCGUCCGAGCAGCCGAAGAUGUUUGCUAAGGACGCCGAAAUAACGGCCGUGUUGGUAGUAAGCAAGCUGAACGAGGUUAUGGCCGCGCGAGGCAAGAAGAGAACGGAUCGCAAAAUGCAGAUCGAGUUCUUGCGCGAGCUCCGUACGGUGGCUGAAACCAAUAAUUUGGGACCUGCAGUUGCGGCCAAGAUUCGUUUCAACAUUGUGUCAGCUAUCUUUGACUACAAUCCUAAGGUGUCGGGCCCAAUGAAGUUAGAACACUGGAGCAAGCUACUGGAGGAGAUACAGGCACUUCUGAAACUGCUGCUGGAAAACCAGGACGUCCAUCUGUCUGAGUCAGUUUUGGACGAAACUGAGGAGUACGAUACCGCUCCGUUCAAGAUCCGCGGUUGCAUGUUGACGGCCGUCGAACGGUUGGACGACGAAUUUACGAAAAUACUUAAGGAGUGCGAUCCACAUAGUAAUGAAUACGUCGAUCGGUUGAAGGACGAAGUCACGGUGACCAACAUCAUCGACCAGGUCGUGACGUUCGUGGAGCGCAUGGGUAACGAAACUGAAAUUUGUCGCAUCUAUCUGCGCAAGAUCGAUCACCUGUACUACAAGUUCGACCCAAAUGUGCUUAAAAAACGCAAGGCACAACUGCCCAGCGACACUGUUACAGCCGUGGAAGACAUGGACAAGUUGUGUCGUUACAUCUACGCGAAGGAUCAGACGGAUCGUUUGCGCACCCGCGCCAUUCUGUCGCACAUUUUCCACCACGCCAUGCACGACAACUGGUUCCAGGCGCGUGAUUUGGUCCUGAUGUCGCACCUGCAGGAGACAAUUCACCACUCCGAUCCGUCAACGCAGAUUCUCUACAAUCGCAUGAUGGCAAACCUCGGUCUUUGUGCGUUCCGCCACGGAAAUAUCAAGGACGCCCACUUGUGUUUGGUUGAUUUGAUGAUGACAGGAAAGCCGAAAGAGUUGCUGGCCCAAGGACUCGUUCCGCAGCGCCAGCACGAACGGUCACUGGAACAGGAGAAGGUGGAGAAGCAACGCCAGAUGCCGUUCCACAUGCACAUCAACCUGGAACUGCUUGAGUGCGUCUAUCUCGUGUCUGCCAUGCUGCUCGAGAUCCCUUACAUGGCUGCGCAUGAGUUUGACGCGCGCCGUCGUAUGAUCAGCAAAACGUUCUACCAGCAGUUGCGUUCCUCCGAGCGCCAGUCGCUAGUUGGGCCACCUGAGUCGAUGCGUGAGCACGUGGUAGCCGCAGCGAAGGCAAUGCGCCACGGCGAUUGGAACGCGUGUGCUAAUUUCAUCGUGAAUAAGAAAAUGAAUGUCAAGGUGUGGGAUUUGUUCUAUGAAGCGAACCGCGUCCGCGAGAUGAUGGUAAAGUUUAUCAAGGAGGAAGCGCUUCGUACGUACCUUUUCACGUACUCGAAUGUGUUCGCGUCGAUUAGCGUUCCGCAUCUGGCCGAUAUGUACAAGCUUCCGAAAAGUAAAGUACACUCGUUGAUUAGCAAAAUGAUCAUCAACGAGGAACUGAUGGCCUCGUUGGAUGACCCGACCGAGACUAUUGUGAUGCAUCGCUCGGAACCAUCCCGCUUGCAGGCCCUUUCCAUGCAGCUGGCCGAUAAGGUGACCAACUUGGUCGAUGCCAACGAGCGCAUUUUCGAAAUGAAGCAGGGUAACUUCUUCCAGCGCGGUGGCAACCAAGGUUACAAUCGUGAUCGCCAGAACUAUCGGAACCAGAACCAAAAUCAAAACUGGAGCAACAAUCGGCGCCAGGACAAUCGCAACCGAGGUAACCGCGGCAAUCAGGGCCGUGGCGAACAGCGGGAACACCGCGAGCAUCAACGUGAACAACGGGAACAGCGUGAGCAGCGCGAACAGCAACGUGAGCAGCAGCGUGAAUUUAGAGAGCAACAGCAACGCGGACAGAAUCGCGCAGUAGAAUUUGAGGUAAAGGCCGAGUAGUUCGCUUAACGAGACAUUCAUAUAAACAAAAAAUGAUUCAAACUAAAUUGCAAACAUUAAUGCAAACAGCACAACGGACCGAAGUGAAAAUAAACGUGCAGUACACGGGCACCCGGAUUAACCAUCAACCGGUGCGACACGGAACACUCUUUGUCGUCAUCUUCCGAGGUGUUUUUGUGUACUGCAGGAGCGAAUACGGUUUUCGGAUGCUU
Molecule: messenger RNA, 3199 nt
Organism: Anopheles bellator
Lineage: Eukaryota; Metazoa; Arthropoda; Insecta; Diptera; Culicidae
Gene: eIF3c
Product: eukaryotic translation initiation factor 3 subunit C
Exons: 3
Coding region: 105-2987 (960 amino acids)
Biological process (GO): translational initiation
Cellular component (GO): eukaryotic translation initiation factor 3 complex
Molecular function (GO): translation initiation factor binding; translation initiation factor activity; RNA binding
Source: RefSeq, a predicted model, not a curated record